Diplodia corticola is the source of this 1119-nucleotide messenger RNA. Its product is annotated as cation-transporting atpase 4 protein. The transcript is spliced from 4 exons. The record is from RefSeq and is a predicted model, not a curated record. Lineage: Eukaryota; Fungi; Ascomycota; Dothideomycetes; Botryosphaeriales; Botryosphaeriaceae. Bases 1 to 1119 code for a protein of 372 amino acids.
AUGGCAUCCAUUUCUGCGUCCCUGACGCCCGUCCCCACUCCCUCUGGCCAGGGACUGUUGGAGUUGAUUAUCAUCUUGUUGGCUCUUACCUGGGUCACAGUCAUUGCUCGCACCGCCACACGUUACAAGAUCAACGCCCUGGGCCUCGAUGACUGGCUUAUGAUUAUCGGCCUUAUCUGCUUCUCCGUCACUUGCACACUAGUCAUCUUGUCCAUCUGCCAUGGUGCUGGAGCUCGUGCCGCGCAGCUCUCUGCGUACGACAACAUGAUGGGCCGCAAGCUCAUCUACUGCCUGACCACCAUCCCCAUCAAAUGUAGCAUCUGCGUUUCCCUGCUUCGCAUUGCAACCAAACCAACCUACAAAUGGAUCCUGUACGGAGUCAUGGGCUUCACCGUCACCUCGUCCAUCAUCUUCGAGGUGGUCAUCCUCACCUACUGCCGGCCCUUUGCCGUCAGCUGGGGCGGCGCAAAAGGCACCUGCGGCGCACCGACGACCAACGCCAGCAUCGGCUACUUUUAUUCGGCCGAGUGCAUCCUGACCGACUGGACACUGGCCGUGCUCCCAGUCUUCAUGCUCCACGACGUGCAGCUGAAGCGACGUGUCAAGGUCUCCGUGUCCGUGAUCCUGGCCAUGGGUGCAUUCGCCAGCACCGCAACCAUCGUGCGUCUCCGCUACCUCGUCCUCUACAACGACCCCACCGAGUUCCUCUUCGGCGUCGCCCCCAUAGCCGUCUGGUCGCUCGUCGAAGAGGGCGUCGGCAUCGUCGCCGGCUCCCUCGCCGCCCUCCGCCCGCUGUUCAAGUACAUCCCCUUCCUGCGCAGCUCGACGGCCGGUAGUAGCAGCGGCGACGGCGUGGGCGCGAGCAGCUCUGGGCGGAUGGCGCUCCAGAGCCGGGACUCCAGCAGGGGCGCGCACCGGAAGGGGUCGGUGAAGAUGCAGAGUGUGGUGAGUGGGUCGGCUGCGUACGAUCCCGAGCACGCGGUGGGCAGGGGUGCGUAUGGGGAUAUCGAUAGCGAGAGCAAUAUCCUCAAGGAGACGGAUGUUGUCGUCGUGACGAGCGACCUUGAAGGCGGUGGCGAGCGGGGCAGGACGGCCAGCUUCAGCAGACAACACUACUGA